AUGACCGAAUCUGCAGACCCAACGCCAAAUGAUGACGGGGAGAAUAAUACCGGACUGGACAAGUUUGUGCCCGUGACGGGCGCCAAGCUUUCCUUGCUCAUCUUCAGCCUGUCUCUGAGCUGCUUUCUGAUCUUGCUAGAUACGUCCAUUGUCUCGACGGCGAUCCCCAAAAUUACAGAUGAUUUUCAUUCCUUGUCUGAUGUCGGCUGGUAUGGCAGCGCCUACUUGUUGGGGAGCCGGGCUAUUGCUGGUGCCGGUGCCUCUGGCCUGAUGAACGGCGCUCUAGUUAUGCUGGCAGCGUCCGUGCCUUUGCAGAAGCGACCACCUCUCACGGGUGUCAUCAUGGGCGUUGGCCAAUUCGGCGUCGUUCUCGGUCCUCUCAUCGGAGGUGCUUUCACCACUGGAUACACCUGGAGAUGGUGCUUCUACAUCAAUCUUCCCCUCGGUCUCAUCGUCGCUAUCCCUUUGAUCCUUCUCCACGUCCCCGAGCAGACGGCCAAGGACCGGCCUCUAACUGCUCUUCGCACCAUCCAUCGUCGCCUAGACCUCCUCGGAUUUGUUCUCUUUGCCCCCGCCAUCAUCCAACUCCUGCUUGCUUUACAGUUUGGCGGUAGCCGGUACCCCUGGAAGUCAUCCCAGGUGAUUGGCCUCUUCUGCGGAGCCACCGCUACACUUGCAGUUUGGGGUAUCUGGAACGCCUAUUGGGGCCCCGGCGCGCUACUCAACUUUACCGUCAUCCGCCGCCGUCGUGUCUGGAUAAGUGGUGUCUGCUACACAGCCCUUACUAUUACCGUCUUCGGCUCGUCCUAUUUUUUACCAAUCUACUUCCAGGCCGUCAAGGGCGUCAGCGCCGUAAUGAGCGGCGUCUAUAUGCUUGCUGGAAUUCUGCCCCAGGUCGUUGCCAGCGUCUCAGGAGGCAUACUCGUUCCCAAGGUUGGCUACAUACCGCCUUUUGUCCUCAUCGCUGGUGUCUUUCUCGCUGUCAGCGGCGGCCUCUUUAGCCUCUUCCAGCCAGGUACACCUACCAGCCAGUGGGUCGGGUACCAGAUCCUUGCUGGUGUUGGCCGGGGAAUCGGCUUUCAGAUGCCCCUAAUUGCCGUCCAGCAUAGCGUUUCGCCCGCAGAGCUCUCCGACGGCAUGACGUUUGUCAUCUUUUGUCAGUACAUUGGCCCUGCAAUCUCUCUGACCGCAUUCAACACCAUCCUCGACUCCAGGCUGCAGGUGGAACUGCAUAGGCUGGUUCCGGAUAUCAACCCAGGACUUGUGUUGAAAAAUGGCGCCACUGGCUUCCGCAAGGUCGUCAGUACCCAGGAUCUGCCGGGUGUCCUCAAGGCGUACUCCAACAGUCUGGAUAUUAUCUUUUACGUCAUUGCUGGUGCCGGUUGCAUCGUCUUCUUUUCGGGCUUCGGAAUGGGCUGGAACAACCUGGGAGACACUGCCAAGAAACCCGUGGCUGCCCUGAUAUCGUCUGCGAGAUCGGCUCUAGGCGACGACGAAAAAUCGGCAGAGUACACAGGGUCCGGUGUGUAA
Grosmannia clavigera kw1407 is the source of this 1530-nucleotide messenger RNA. Its product is annotated as major facilitator superfamily transporter multidrug resistance. Gene Ontology annotation, biological process: transmembrane transport. Gene Ontology annotation, molecular function: transmembrane transporter activity. NCBI's taxonomy places the organism in Eukaryota, Fungi, Ascomycota, Sordariomycetes, Ophiostomatales, Ophiostomataceae. The record is from RefSeq and is a predicted model, not a curated record. The transcript has 7 exons. The coding region runs from base 1 to 1530 and encodes 509 amino acids.